AUGUGUAGCCGUUCCCGCAUGUGGCGGCACAUGAUUGCUCCGGAGUGCGCUGUGGUGAAGGCGGGUCUUCGGCACCUUUUUUUGCUGCUGUUUUUCAGGUCCCCGAAUCUGUGGACUAUUCUCGUCCGCUAUUGCACGUGGGUUCCAUGGAUUAGUACCAAGUGUUGA
Messenger RNA from Trypanosoma brucei brucei TREU927, 168 nucleotides. RefSeq lists its product as hypothetical. The transcript has a single exon. NCBI's taxonomy places the organism in Eukaryota, Euglenozoa, Kinetoplastea, Trypanosomatida, Trypanosomatidae. The record is from RefSeq and is a predicted model, not a curated record. Bases 1 to 168 code for a protein of 55 amino acids.